Penicillium verrucosum is the source of this 1164-nucleotide messenger RNA. Its product is annotated as terpenoid synthase. The transcript has 2 exons. NCBI's taxonomy places the organism in Eukaryota, Fungi, Ascomycota, Eurotiomycetes, Eurotiales, Aspergillaceae. The coding region runs from base 1 to 1164 and encodes 387 amino acids. The record is from RefSeq and is a predicted model, not a curated record. Gene Ontology annotation, molecular function: carbon-oxygen lyase activity, acting on phosphates.
AUGGAUCCCAUCACGGAAAGGCCGCUGUACGCUAUGAGAGCCGGUCAAGAUGGGAACUGGACUUCUCGCAUUUCCAACCUCCAGAUGGAUCUUCUAUUUUUGAUUGUGUUUAUCUUCUCAAUGGCUAUUCUGGCCGUCCUUUUGAAGUUGAAUAGCAAGGAUCCCAAAUCUACUGCGGAAAAGAUCUGCUCUCGCAGUACGGUUUCAAAAAAAGAUUACGAAGCAAUUGUGAACGGGUUUCUACGCGAGGUUUCAUUCCAACCACCACACUCUGGGUAUGACGUGGGGUUGAAGAGUCGCGUUGAGAACAGUCUUGAAUCCCACGGCAUUUCACGGGAAUUUUUAAAACAAAACGGGCCAUGCAUCGACACAGCAACUAAGAUAACCAGCUUCACAUAUCCUUUUGUCUCGCAUGAGGUCCAAGAAGCAAUUGCUCUAUAUGCUUCAUACGUUAUCACCAUUGACGAUCUCACCACUGAGAUUCUACCGGACUUAAAAGAUUACGUCGGUCAGGCAAUCCUCGGCCAGUCACAUCAGCUUGAGCUUCUCCGUGGCUUUACAAAGUUCCUGGGUAGCCAACAGCGUCUUUUCGGACAGUUCGGUGGUGACAUGAUAGUCAAGGGGUCAAUGGAGUUCAUCUCAGCAGCUGUGGUCGAACAAAGCCAAGAUAAAUGUUUACACCUGCCACAAGAUGCAUCCGAUUAUCUGGUGUUCUUUAGGGCAAAAACGGGUGUCGCUGAGCCAUUCGCCUUUUUCUGCUUCCCCGAGAACAUCAACCCGGAGGAACGUGACCUGGCAAGAUAUGUCUCGGCUAUUCCAAGUAUUAUGCUAUUCCUAGGCUAUGUCAACGAUCUUCUUUCUUUCUACAAGGAGGAGUGCAAGGCCGAAGACAGUCCAGGCUUCGUACGGAACCAUGCUAAGGCCUAUAAUAUUACCCCUCUGCAGUCACUGCGUCAACUCAGCAAAGAACUCAUGUCUGAAGUACGAAAGAUCCGCAGCAUAUUUUCCGAUGAUAACGCCAUGGCUGAGCGUAUCGACAAGUUUGUUCAUGGGUAUAUAUUUUAUCAUCUUUGCACGGGACGAUAUAGAUUGGAUGAAUUAGACAUUCCUGCUGCUCUAGAGUCGAGAAACCGUUUUCAUCAGAUGGUGAAAAUGCCGGGAUAG